This is a messenger RNA of Drosophila serrata, 2416 nucleotides long. RefSeq lists its product as uncharacterized. NCBI's taxonomy places the organism in Eukaryota, Metazoa, Arthropoda, Insecta, Diptera, Drosophilidae. The record is from RefSeq and is a predicted model, not a curated record.
UCAAAUCAAGAACGAGCAAAUCGUUUAAAUUGUUUAUAUUUCGCACAAUUGUUCAAUUUUUCUGAAAAAUGUCGAAGAACUUGUCUUUAACAGACGAGCAGAGCCGGCUGAAUGCACGCCUCGAGGCGCACAUGGUGUACAUAUGUCCAGAGUGCGGCAAAGCCUUUCGCACACAGGCCGAGUGGCGUCAACAUUUAAAUACGAAACACGACUACCUGAAGAAAACCUACUCGGACUUUAACUUUAUCCAAAUCGACGAGCGCUUCCAUGAGUGUCAGCUGUGCUUUAAAUGGGUGGAGAACGCCCACAACACAAUCGCCCUGCUGCAGUACCACUACUUCAUGCAUCUGGAGCACAGUGAGACAUACCGCUGCGUGCAUUGCCGCAUGGCGUAUACGAGGCGCAGGGCACUGAACGUCCACCUCAUGGACACCCAUAUGCGAGAGAUCGAGAAGUACGAGAACAAACUGCGCCAAAUGAAGAGGCAACAGCAGCAGGAUCAGAAACUUCCCGCAACCGCAAAUUCUAUAAAUCCGGGAAACGUGGAGAAGCCCGUAGUGCCCAAUAGGUUACCGCGUGGACGGCCAAAAUUGAAUGUCUCAGAAAAAAAGCGCAAAGAUCUGCUGCAAAAGGCACUCAUGGACAUUGACCUAUCAGGGGAAAUGGAAAAGCCUACAACUCAAUCCCCACCAGCUGCGACCAAGACACCAAACAGCACCAAUGCCAGCGAACAGAACCUGGACAGGUGCCUAAAUGCCUACGAGGACAUUCUGCGCAAGGAGGAAGAAAAGGCGCCUAAAUACGAGGCGGACUUGGAUGCACUGUGUCAAGAGUUUUUCGAAGACAAAGACUAUGCCACCAAAGAUAAAGAAGAUGUAAAAAAGGCAGAGGCAGCUGCACCGGGGGAAAAGGAGGAGAAUCAGGAGGUGGUAAUCAUCGAGAUCGACGCACUUGGCAAAGAGGAGGUGGCCCAGCUGAGGAAGGAAAUGAACACAUCGGGUACACAGGUACAGGCGGCCAAGCGACGUCGGCUGUCAACGACGCCUACACGGGAUUCCGAUGCGGAGGUGUCCACCAAUGGUCUGACGAAGCUCAUCUCGUAUUUGUGCCCCAAGUGCGGCAAGGAGAUCGCCUCAAUGGACGAAUGGCGGUCACACGUAUUCAAAAAACAUGACUUCGAGCAUAUCAUUGAGAACAGUUUUAAGAUCCUUGAGCCCGGCCGUAAGGCCAUGUGCCUGCAGUGCCGAGAGGUGCAGCCAACCACCAGACGGUCGCAGUUGCAAAAGCACUGCUUCAAGCAUCUGCCUUACCGCUCGUAUCUUAAGUGCACGCUCUGCGAUCGUACAAAGACCAGUACUUCGAAGAUUUUCAACCACAUUCGCUACAACCACCAAGAGGAGCUGCAGCGAAAGAACAAAACGCAACUGUUGAUCAAAUCGGAGCCCAAGUGGGUGAGUCCCAAAAGGCCAUCGGUACGGUCAGAUAAAGCCGGUUCCGGUGGCGAGGACGAGGAGGGGGAGGAUGAGGGAGUUAGUAUGAUGUGUGAGCACUGCAAUAAGUUAUUCAAGACCAAAUGGAGAUACGGACGACAUAUCGCUGGGUGUCGGAGGGCAGGCAUGCUUCAGCCCAGCAACUUCGUCGAGGGAAGCGUCGCAUUCUUGCUGAACCACCUGCGCGAGGGAUGUCAACGCAUAAACCCCGUCUGGAAAUCAAUGCAGCUUAAUAAAACGUAAUACUUGGACUAUUAAAGUUCAUCUCAUGAGUUGUAGACUUCCCGUAAUACAUCAACUAUUCGAUUGAGAUAUAGUGUUCCGUGUCCUAUGUCUGCCUGGACGUCUCGCCCUCCUGUACAUUUUUUCGGCGACGUUUUUAUCCAUUGCUCCAGGUUGUAUCUCCUCGCGACUUGCUUCUGCCAACGCAGUAUCUUCCACCUCGUGGUUGCUGGUUAUCACCACGAUCUUUCGCUGUUCAUGAUUUAACUCGGCCUUUUUCAUCAAUUUCAGGAAUCGUGCAAAUUUUUUCUGUAGUGGGGCUCCUCCUACCGUUGUUGUAGUUACUUCACCUUCGUCCGUUUUUUGGAUUCCACUUCUCCUCUGAUUUUUGGCAUGGAUAAAGGAUUAUUAUGUGAUGCUGUCACCUCACGGGUGGCCUGUGCUCUUUUUGGUGUUCCUGAUCCUGGUGCUCCUACCGUACCUUCUUUUGCUCUUCCGUCUUCCUGGGCUACGGUCAAAUAGAUGGCCAAUACCACAAAAAUAAUACCACUUAGGCACAACCUUUUCCAACUAGAAAUCAUGGCGUAUUAAAUGAUUUCUUUCAAAAAUUAAAUAGCAAGCCUGUAAUCCGUGAAAUCGGAAUAUUUGUAAUAGUAUACACUUAUUAAAAUUGUUAUUUUAAGCUAAAAUCAAAGUUUUAAAAA